Diplodia corticola is the source of this 552-nucleotide messenger RNA. RefSeq names its product adp-ribosylation factor. Lineage: Eukaryota; Fungi; Ascomycota; Dothideomycetes; Botryosphaeriales; Botryosphaeriaceae. Gene Ontology annotation, biological process: intracellular protein transport; vesicle-mediated transport. The transcript is spliced from 4 exons. The coding region runs from base 1 to 552 and encodes 183 amino acids. Gene Ontology annotation, molecular function: GTPase activity; GTP binding. Gene Ontology annotation, cellular component: plasma membrane; cytoplasm. The record is from RefSeq and is a predicted model, not a curated record.
AUGGGUCUCACAUUCUCGAAGCUGUUCGACAAGCUAUGGGGCAAGAAGGAGAUGCGUAUCCUGAUGGUCGGUCUCGACGCUGCAGGAAAGACCACCAUUCUGUACAAGCUCAAGCUCGGUGAAAUCGUCACCACCAUCCCCACCAUCGGCUUCAACGUCGAGACCGUCGAGUACAAGAACAUCCAGUUCACCGUGUGGGAUGUCGGUGGACAGGACAAGAUCCGCCCCCUGUGGAGGCAUUACUUCCAGAACACCCAGGGCAUCAUCUUCGUCGUCGACAGCAACGAUCGUGACCGUGUCGUGGAGGCCCGCGAGGAGCUGCAGCGCAUGCUCAACGAGGACGAGCUGAGGGAUGCUCUGCUCCUCGUCUUCGCCAACAAGCAGGAUCUGCCCAACGCCAUGAACGCCGCUGAAAUCACCGACAAGCUUGGCCUCCACAGCCUCAGGCAACGCGCUUGGUACAUCCAAUCCACCUGCGCCACCUCCGGUGACGGUCUCUACGAGGGUCUGGAGUGGCUGAGCAACUCGCUCCGCAAGGCGGGCCACAACUAA